AUGAAAGAAGAAAAAUCUGCUGCUACAUCCAUCUGCGUUUCGCCUCAUAACUCUUCCUCGACUAUGAACGAGCAUGAUGAUGGCUUGGUCCAAAUCACUUCUGCAAAUGGGGAUAUUAUCAACAUAAAUUCUGAUUACAUAGAUCAUAAACUCGAAAGAAGUAUCUGUCGUAAGCUUGAUCUCAGAAUAUUGCCGGUAACUGCUAUUAUGUACCUUUUUAAUGCCUUAGAUAAAGGUAACAUCAGUAACGCCAAAACUGACGGAAUUGCUACAGAUUUGGGUAUUGAAGGUCAACAAUGGAAUAAUAUGUUGUCCAUUUUCUAUGUCCCAUUCGUUUUAUUUGGAUUCCCGCUCUCAUUGGUCAUAAAAAGGUACAAUGCUGCUAACGUGAUCCCAAUAUUGAUGUUUACCUUUGGAUCUAUAACACUAUUAGCAGUAUCAGCUUUCAACUAUGGCUCUCUUAUGGCUGCAAGAUGGUUUUUAGGUAUGUGUGAGAGUGCUUUUUUUCCUGGUAUCAUCUACUACUUAUCAACAUUUUACCGUAGAGCAGAAUUAGCAAGAAGGUUGGCUGUCUUCUACGCCGCUGCUAAUAUAGCCAACGCAUUUUCGGGCUUAUUAUCAUUCGGUGUUUUCCAGAUAAACAAUGAUAAGCUCCAAGGCUGGCAAAUACUAUUUUUGAUUGAAGGUAGUUGUACUGUUGUGUUUGCUGUACUUGCCUUUUUUGCUCUUCCAAGGUCAGUUGAAACUGCAUCGUUUUUUUCAGAAGAUGAAAGAAAAUGUGCCAUCCAUCGUGUCAAUACGGAUUCUUCUGCAGCAAGUGGCGAAUCAAUAUCCGUUAAAGAUGCCGUUAAAGUUUUUUCACACCCUGUGGCAGUGGCCUGGAUGUUUGUUGAAAUCUGUAUUGGGGUGCCAUUGAAUUCUAUAAACAACUGGUUCCCUCAGAUUGUUGGGGUAUUGGGUAAAUCAACAGUGCAAACUAACUUGUACACCGUUGCGCCUAACAUUUGGGGAGCGGUUUCUCUUCUCAUUCUUUCUUUUUCAUCUGAUUACCUUCGUAUUAGAUCAUUAUUCAUCUGCAUUGCAAUUUUGUCAACUUUGAUUGGGUUUGCAGUGUUUGGAGCAAUUGAUACUCAGAGUCAUUUAGGUGCAGCAUACUUUUCGUGCUUUUUAAUGGUUACUGGGUCUUCAGCAUCAUCGGUAUUAACAUCUACGUGGUAUAAUAAUAACACACCAAACCUGAAUAGACGUGUGGUCAUUAGUGCUGUGGGUAUACCUCUUGCUAAUGCUGCCGGGUUAAUUUCAACCAAUAUUUUUAGAGCAAAGGAUGCGCCAAAGUACGUGCCAGCCUUAGGAAUCACUGCAGGUUUCGGUGGUUUGGCUAUUGUUAUUGUGAUUUGUAUCACAUUGUUCAUGAUCUUUGAUAAUAGAAGAAGGAAUAAAAAGCAGGGUGUUCUGUUGACCUAUAGAGAUGUGCCAACUUCUACCUUAGAAGAUGGACCCUCAAAUCCAAGUUACAGAUGGAUGUAUUAA
Messenger RNA from Dujonia railenensis, 1530 nucleotides. The record is from the annotation of a GenBank genome assembly. NCBI's taxonomy places the organism in Eukaryota, Fungi, Ascomycota, Pichiomycetes, Serinales, Debaryomycetaceae.